Ilex paraguariensis (yerba mate) is the source of this 498-nucleotide messenger RNA. Lineage: Eukaryota; Viridiplantae; Streptophyta; Magnoliopsida; Aquifoliales; Aquifoliaceae. The record is from the annotation of a GenBank genome assembly.
AUGGAGAGGCAAACCCUAGCUCCAUCAUCUUCUUCGUCAUCUUCAUCGAGUCCACCAACAGAAGAUGCUUGGGUUAAUACAUACCAAAGAUUACUACCUCAGUUGCAGUCUCUCACUCUCCCUCACAAGUCGAUCAUCCCGAUUUCGAUAUCUAGAGUUAACCAGGUCGAUGCAGCAAGACUGGACAUUGAAAUGUCUGCUAUGUUGAAGGAACAGUUGGUUAAGGUCUUUUCUUUAAUGAAGCCAGGAUUGUUAUUUCAAUAUGAACCAGAACUUGAUGCUUUCCUUGAGUUUCUCAUCUGGAGAUUCUCGAUUUGGGUUGAUAAACCUACUCCGGGAAAUGCACUUAUGAACUUGAGAUAUAGAGACGAACGUGCUAUUGAAGCAAGAGGAAAAGGUAACCAACUCUGGACCAGCCUAUAUGCUACUUGUUGGCUGAUGCUUCCAAUAAUUGCUGUGAUUAUCAGUGCAUUAAUCACACACUUAAGUUUAAGUUAA